This is a messenger RNA of Humulus lupulus (European hop), 2253 nucleotides long. Its product is annotated as probable galacturonosyltransferase-like 4. Bases 580 to 1656 code for a protein of 358 amino acids. The transcript has a single exon. The record is from RefSeq and is a predicted model, not a curated record. NCBI's taxonomy places the organism in Eukaryota, Viridiplantae, Streptophyta, Magnoliopsida, Rosales, Cannabaceae. Gene Ontology annotation, molecular function: glycosyltransferase activity. Gene Ontology annotation, cellular component: Golgi apparatus.
CAGAGAAAUCUGGUUUUUCUAGGAAGUUUUUCCCGGAAAAGAAUGUGUACAAACUUGUUACAUAUUAGUGUAGUUACAUUCUAGUAGUUGGACUCAAUAAAUAUAAAAACAUGUGUCUUCAUGGCAAAAUCUUCUGUAUCAAUGGCUGCAUAUCCAAAAAGUUGCAUUAUUUCCUUCUAAUAAGGUGGCAUAAAACAUGGAAUAGUAAAAAACACACAAAAAAACUAACAACACAGAUUAACCUCAACUCCAAAAAAUCUUUCUUUCUUCAAAACCCAAAUUUAGAAUAAUUGGGUCUAAACCAACAAUGUCUAACAUGAUAUUGAUAGCAUUCUAUUCUCAAUUGAGUCAAACUCAUAACGUAUAUUUAUGCAUAUAUCAACCUAUUUUUUCACUUUCCGAAUAAUUUUCCCUUCCUCACAAUCCAACCAACCUAACUUUCUUUGCAUCCAAUCAAUAUUAGCUUUCUAACCUCCUUUUCCCUAAACCUUCUCAUAACCAGUAAGCCCUAACCAUGACUCUUCAACUUCAUCCAUAACCCCCUGAACACUACUCCAAUCCCUACCCAUUAAGGGCAGGAUGGCCAAUGGGAGCUCUCAACCAGCUCCUCUCUCACUCCACCUCCACCUCGGCCUCCUGUCUCUUCUACUCUUCCCCGGUCUCGCCCUCGUCUCCGCCGCUGCCGCUAUUCGACACGGCGUCAUUCGUAAACCCUCCGCCGACAUUUCCUAUUUCCGAGAAGCCCCGGCUUUCCGGAACGGAGACGCAUGCACCGGACACGGCGAUGGCCGGAGGAUCCACGUCAGCAUGACGUUGGACUCGAAUUACCUCCGUGGCACAAUCGCCGCCGUGCUCUCCGUCUUGAAACACUCCACGUGUCCGGAAGACGUGGAGUUCCACUUCAUUUGGGCGAGGUACGAUCCCGGUGUCUACUCCACCAUCCGAUCGACCUUCCCGAACCUCAACUUCCGAGUCUACCGUUUCAACUCGAACCGAGUCCGUGACAAGAUCUCUAAAUCGAUCCGCCAAGCCCUAGAUCAACCGUUAAACUACGCGAGAAUUUACCUGGCCGAGAUCAUCCCAGCGGACGUGAAACGCGUGAUAUACCUCGACUCCGAUCUGGUGGUGGUGGACGACAUCGCCAAGCUUUGGACCGUCGAUAUGGAGAACAAGGUCCUAGCGGCACCGGAGUACUGCCACGCCAACUUCACGAACUACUUCUCCGGCGAAUUCUGGUCGGACCCGAACAUGGCUGGGACAUUCGAGGGAAGAAAACCUUGCUACUUCAACACAGGGGUUAUGGUGGUGGAUCUAGAGAGGUGGAGAGGGGGUGAGUACACGCAGAAGAUGGAGGAUUGGAUGGCCGUACAGAAGAGGAAGAGGAUAUACGAUUUGGGGUCUUUGCCGCCAUUUUUGUUGGUUUGGGCCGGAUAUAUUAAGGCCGUGGACCAUAGGUGGAACCAACAUGGGCUUGGAGGUGAUAAUCUAGAGGGCCAAUGUAGGAGACUACAUCCAGGCCCAGUAAGCCUUCUCCAUUGGAGUGGGAAAGGGAAGCCUUGGUUAAGGUUAGACUCAAGGAAACCUUGUUCGGUUGACCAUCUUUGGGCCCCAUAUGACCUUUUUCGUCUUUCGUCAACUCACACAUUUGAUGGGUAAAAAUUAAAAAAUUAUAGCAUAUGUGCACCGGGAAAUGGAUUAAAUGGUUUAUUAAAGAAAAAAAAAAAUAGGGGUUAAUUAAUGAGAAAGAGCAAGAGGCUUAAUUAUGUGGGUAUGUGCCAAAUCUCCUUACGUUUCUUUCUUCAACUUCGGUCCCUUAAAUUUAUGUGGGUGUGAGAAAAAUGCAACUCUUUCUAGAUAUAUAUAAUAGAGAAUGGAGGUAAUUUGAUAUUUUAAAAAGAAAAAAAAAAAGCUUAUUAAUAGUUGAAGAGGGUGGGAAAUGUAUAAGCUUCUGAGUUGUUUUGUUGAAGAAUUUAUGGACAUCAACAUGUAGAGGAGGGUAUGAUAGUGUCUUUUGCUUAGUUUAGUUUCAGAUGACCAUAAAAUCCUCCUACCGGAGUUAUUUCCAUGUUCCUCUAACACAGCUCUACUUUUUAUAUAUUAGAAUAUCUCCACAAUGAAAUGUAAUAAUAUGUGUAUAUACUUGUGAUUUUUUUUUUUUUGUUUACACAAUUGGUUUGUUUGUACAAGAUAUAUUCUUGUUGCAUUUAUAAUUUUAUUUCACCCCGCGAAUAACCCAUCAAAUUAUUAGUGCCA